Alosa alosa (allis shad) is the source of this 2317-nucleotide messenger RNA. RefSeq names its product retinoblastoma binding protein 5 (gene rbbp5). Gene Ontology annotation, cellular component: Set1C/COMPASS complex. The coding region runs from base 135 to 1931 and encodes 598 amino acids. The record is from RefSeq and is a predicted model, not a curated record. Lineage: Eukaryota; Metazoa; Chordata; Actinopteri; Clupeiformes; Clupeidae. The transcript is spliced from 13 exons. Gene Ontology annotation, molecular function: protein binding.
GUCGCGCUAGUAGCUGGCUAGUUUCCUAUGCUAGUUUCUCUGUAUGGUUGAAUUAUUACUGAUUAUGCGACUGGGAUUUUAAAUUGCGUUUCUAAGAAUAUUUUUCUUUUUUUGUUAUUGGAUCGUAUUCCACGAUGAAUCUGGAGUUGCUCGAGUCCUUCGGGCAGAACUAUCCCGAGGAGGCAGAUGGCACCCUUGAUUGCAUCAGUAUGGCGCUUACAUGCACCUUCAAUCGCUGGGGCACACUGUUGGCCGUCGGCUGCAAUGAUGGCCGUAUUGUCAUUUGGGACUUUCUUACACGGGGCAUUGCCAAAAUCAUAAGCGCACACAUACAUCCAGUCUGUUCACUAAGUUGGAGUCGAGAUGGUCACAAACUAGUCAGCGCCUCUACAGAUAAUAUUGUCUCCCUGUGGGAUGUCCUUACGGGGGACUGUGACCAGAGGUUUCGCUUCCCCUCGCCCAUUCUCAAGCUCCAGUUCCACCCCAGGGACCAAGACAAAGUCCUUGUAUGUCCCAUGAAGUCGGCCCCUGUGUUACUCACAUUGUCAGACUCGAAACAUGUGGUUCUUCCUGUGGACGACGAUUCCGACCUUAAUGUAGUGGCUGCAUUCGAUCGAAGGGGGGAGUACAUCUACACAGGCAAUGCCAAAGGAAAGAUUCUCGUUCUGAACACAAACACCCAGGAUCUUGUAGCAUCAUUCCGAGUAACCACGGGCACUAGCAACACGACAGCCAUUAAAUCGAUAGAGUUUGCACGCAAAGGCAGCUGUUUCCUCAUAAACACAGCAGACCGCAUCAUCAGAGUGUAUGAUGGGCGGGAGAUUCUCACCUGUGGGAGGGACGGCGAACCAGAACCCAUGCAGAAGCUACAGGACCUGGUGAACAGGACGCCGUGGAAACGGUGCUGUUUCUCUGGCGAUGGAGAAUACAUAGUGGCCGGCUCCGCCAGGCAGCACGCCCUCUACAUCUGGGAGAAGAGUAUUGGCAACCUGGUCAAGAUCCUGCACGGCACACGAGGCGAGCUGCUCUUAGAUGUAGCGUGGCAUCCGGUCCGGCCGAUAAUCGCCUCCAUUUCCAGUGGGGUCGUGUCCAUCUGGGCCCAGAACCAAGUGGAAAACUGGAGUGCCUUUGCCCCAGACUUUAAAGAGCUGGAUGAGAACGUUGAAUAUGAAGAGAGGGAGUCUGAAUUUGACAUUGAGGAUGAGGACAAAAGUGAACCAGAACAGACAGGUGCGGAUGCUGCGGAAGACGAGGAGGUGGACGUGACCACGGUGGACCCCAUCGUGGCGUUCUGCAGCAGCGAUGAGGAGCUGGAGGACUAUAAGGCUCUGCUGUACCUGCCGAUUGCUCCAGAGGUGGAGGACCCUGAGGAGAAUCCGUUUGGCCCCCCACCCGACGCUGCGGGUCAGACCGCCUCCGCCGAAGAUGGCACUGUACACACAGGCUCGGGAGACAAGAAGCGCCAGCCGUCAUUGGACGGCGCUCCGCCCAAGAAGAAGGCCCGCACCACCACCAUUGAGCUGCAGGGCGUCCCCAGUGAUGAGGUGCACCCGCUGCUGGGUGUGAAGGGCGAUGGCAAGUCUAAGAAGAAGACUGCGGGCCGGCCGAAAGGCUCCAAAGGUAAAGAGAAAGAUUCCGCCUUUAGGCCCAAACUCUACAAAGGGGACAGGGGGUACCCUCUGGACGGAGCGGGCAUGGGCGUGGGCAUGAAGGGCAGAGCACAGGCAGAGUCUAGCCUGGCAGCGUCAGGUAAGGACCCAGACCGGCCCCACCACCAACCACCAGCUCCACAUCCCCCACUCCCCAGCCCUGCCCAGCAAAAGCUUCACCCGCUAGCUGCUUGCCCUCUGACAAAAACCCCUGCCCACUUCCCUCAGACAGCCAGUGAGCCUGCGCCACCUCACCUGCCACUCAAACCCAAAGCUUUGUAACCAUUGGCCCCCGUGACUUGACUGACUGGGCCUGAUUUGCGCUUUCUCACUGGAAACCAGAGCCAACGUGCAAUCAAAAAAAUCCUAAUAACGAUGUAAAAGGAGAACACAGGUGUUCUCUCAGCUCCCUCCAUGCUGUGUGUGUUCUAGGGGGUUCUGUGUUCUCCUGAACUAAUUUGGGGUCCGUUUUUAAGGGGGAUCAUGGUGGUCCAUUUAGAAUUUUGCCUGGAUAAACCAGGAGCGAGUCGCCCUGUGUGCUCUGUCAUUUUCUAUGUUUGGUCUUGUCUACUUCCUGCUUGCUCCUUGUCCUUCCUGCUCCGCUCUUGCCUUUGCUCUUCCCCAGGCCUGUGUGUGUGUGUGUGUGUGUGUGUGUGUGUGUGUGUGUG